CAAGCAAUCUCGCUGGUAAAGGGCGCUCAUCUCUCUUUGAAGCAGACCACUUCACCCGCGCGCCGUACCGAUCACGCAGCUUCUAUCGAGUGCCCCAAUUCCAGUCUCGUCGACGCCGUCUUUUUUCGAAGCAUGGGGCGUAACGUUGACCAGGAUGUCCAUGCGGCAUUCGUCGAGUUCAAGGCCAAAGAGGACGAUAAAUGCAUGUCUGUUCAAUGCAUCUAUUGCCAACAGAUCCGUGCAAAGAACACCUCGCGCCAGAAGCAACAUCUGCUCGAGUGCCCUGGCCUGCAGAACCAUCCCAAUGCCCCUCGCCCACAACCUUCUCCCAAAGAUGCCGUCGGCGCUUCCAACGGCUUCGGCACGCCCUCCAUCUCCCACAGCUCGACCACCCCCAUGAACAAUAGCCUCGCUGGCAGUAGCACUCCCAUGCAAGGCAUCUCAAACGGUACCAAGAUCCCACAACCAGCCGACUCUACCACCCCGAUCCAACGCCACACUCCAAAGCCCCCAAAGACCCCCAAGAGUACCCCUGGCUCCGGCCUCCCCAUCCUGCCUCUCGACGACGUCCACGCUGCCUUUGUUGAGUUCAGAGCCAAAGAGGAGGACAAAUGUCUGUCGGUGCAAUGCAUCUAUUGUAACCAGAUCAGAGCGAAGAACACAUCGAGACAGCGCCAGCACCUCCUUGAAUGCUCAACAUACCAAAAUGUCAUGCAGGAAUCAAUACCUGCCAACAACCUUCUUCAUAGAUUCGAUGAAAGUGACAUUGCCCGCUCUCUUCGCCUACCGACCCCGUCUCUUGACCUCGACUUCCGCAUGAGCAUCAAGGUCAAUCCCAAAAUUGGUGUUGGACGAGGUCUGUUUGGUCAUCGCGACUGGGUCAGCAUUGUCGGGGGACAAUGGGCUGGACGAUGGGGUAAAGGCAUUGUCAUUCCUGGCGGACAAGACAAUCAGCUGAUGGUGGAGGACCUUUCAACACACAGCGAUGCCAGCUACCUGCUCCAAACCAACGAUGACCCUCCAGCGUACAUCACAGCGAAAUCCAGAGGAUGGCGCACAGGUCCUAAAGAGAUUCUCCAACGGCUCAACGACCCGGCGGUGACAGACUCCGUCCCAGCCAACCAAUACAAGUUCCGCACCACUCUCGAGCUCGAGACCGGCGAUGAGAGGUACGCGUUUUUGAACACCUGUCUUUGGGUGGGAUGUGGAUGUCGGAGAGUUAGUGAUAUCGUUUAUGAUGCUUAUCGGGUCGGCUAGAGUCCUGAGCCUGAAGACCUCACUCCUGCAGGCGCUUCAUUGUUAUUUUUUGAGGAAAUGCUUCGGGCCUACGAGGAGAGUGUAAGUCUGGCCAUGGUCGAAUGCGAACCCGGGCUGUAUUUGUGAAGUGUGGAAAUGGUUGAUUCUGCAGGGCCAAGCGGUGAUGUUCGAAUCAUGUCCUCAUUAUGUAUUGCUAGGGCGCUCAACGGCGACAGGGCAACAGCCGCACAACAGCGGCGGCACAGGACAGUCUGCUUAUUCUCCAGUUACGUCCGCUCUGUCUGGCGCCUUGGUUGUAUUUUACGGAUGCACAACAGUCUGUUAGCGAGCAGGCAGGACGGCCCUUUCGUCUCGAUCUGAGGUUAUUUAUUACAUGAGCAGGGCGGCCGUGUCCGACCGCCAUUACAGUAGCAUAUUAUGAAGCACAGGGUUCAAUGACGGGCAACAAUGUAUGAGUCGGAAACUUGUUCAUCAGCUCCCUUUCCGCCGAUCCGCUGGGACUGCCUGUUCCCAAUUUUCCCUUUCCCUUGGCUUACAGUCGAGAAAAAUCGAGAGGUUGUUUGCAAAGUGACCUGAUAUUACAUUUUGC
This is a messenger RNA of Cladophialophora immunda, 1846 nucleotides long. RefSeq lists its product as uncharacterized. NCBI's taxonomy places the organism in Eukaryota, Fungi, Ascomycota, Eurotiomycetes, Chaetothyriales, Herpotrichiellaceae. The transcript is spliced from 4 exons. The record is from RefSeq and is a predicted model, not a curated record. Bases 133 to 1257 code for a protein of 374 amino acids.